AUGGGCGUGUGCAAGAGCCUUGUUUGUCUUGUGUAUCUUCCUGACGAAUGUUUACAUCCGUGUGGAUUUUGUGAUGAUGGAGUGGCUGUGAUUGUGCGCGUGGUGCCAUUCCUCGAGGGUGUGCCCCAUUCCACAAAUGGGAGCGGCCCAUGGGUUCUUCUAGUCGGAGCGGCGGCACCCAAAAACCCCAAAAUGGAACCUCGAUGGAUCAUCACCCUUUUCGCCCUUGUCGGUUUUGUGGCCGCCCGGGCACAGUUGCCCCGUCUUGAUCACGGAUCCUACGAAAUGCUAUUUUCUCAUGAAAACGAAUCUGUAGAUAAAACGGGAACAAAGGUGCCACUGAUCCCCUCGAAUACACUCUUCCCGGAGGUCGAGGCUCCCGAAUUGUCUCGAAGUGGGCCACGGAGAAAAGAAGAGAAAGGGACGUCGACAACGAUGGACAGUCGUGAGAAAACGACAACCAGCGCCGAAGUGACCACUAUCGAUCCGGAUUUCACCACCAAAGAGCCACUUUGUAUGGAUUUCGAUGAAAACUGCGAGAAAAUGGCUCCACUUUGCGAGAAUCCCCUCUAUCACAUCAUGACAACAAAGAAGUGUGCUAAGACUUGCAAUAAAUGCGAGGAGUUCUUCAAACUGCCAUAUCCAAUGAGAUGCAAGGAUAUUCUUAAGACAUGCUCUGAUCGUAUGUGUGACUCGGACUUUUAUGACCUUGUCUACAAGAGACAAAAAUGCGCUAAGACCUGUGGUUUUUGC
Messenger RNA from Mesorhabditis belari, 753 nucleotides. The record is from the annotation of a GenBank genome assembly. NCBI's taxonomy places the organism in Eukaryota, Metazoa, Nematoda, Chromadorea, Rhabditida, Rhabditidae.